UCUCCUCAGCUGCCGAUACACACUUUUUUUCCUUUCCAAUCUGCAAGAAGCCUUAAAAUAAUAGCAUUACUGUACUUCCCUAAGUCUGGAUUUCUCUACCCCAAAGCAGCUCGGGGAGACUCCGUCACCAAGUGCCACAAGCAGCUCUGCGAACCAGCGCUCAACCUCCGCCUGUUGGAGACUAGUAAAGGCAGAUGGCCCAAAAGAUAACUGCUAGCUCUGCGUAGAGAGAAGCUAGACACCUUGGGGUCCCAGGAUACCCCGAAUCCCCCGCGAGGCAGGCCCCUGCGCCCCGCAGCCGGGCUGUCAGCAGAGACAGGAACCGGGGCUCGGCUGCGGCUGCAACGUUUCCUGUUUUACAGAGCAAGAAAAAGAGUGAGAGCAGCAAAAUGAGGUGGUUGGCGUGAAGAUGACAGUUGGAGCGUGUUCGUGCCUGAUAACCCCUGGCUCCUCCACUGCGCUCACAGGGUAGGACGGGACCCCUCGGGCCAGGGCAGAGGACCCCAGAGCAAAAGAGGGGGCGUCUCACCAGUAGAUCUGCACCCAACAUGAUCAGCCAGCCUGAGAAGGCACGGCUGCAGCACAGGCGCCUGAGCGAGAGCUACGAUGAGAAGUGCGAGCGGCGGCAUGAGUUGCGGGAGACCCUGCGACGGCGAAACAAUGUGACAACCUGCCGGCGCCUCGGGAGGGGAGUGGAGGAGCCGUUGCAGAGUCCUCGGGAAAAGGAAUUCCUGAGAAGGAGAAACCUGGCAAGCGAUGCUGGAAAGACACUGCUGGGACGUGAGCCUAAAGCAUGCAUCCCGCUGGACCCCUCCUCACAGGUGGAGUCAAGACCACCCGACCUGCUCCAGCACCCAUGGAGCUGCCCCACGUUCCUUCCUGCACACCCCCCGCUCAGCCUCAGUGUCCCCCUCGGCAUUUCGGCAGAAGCUGUCCCCAGGCAAGGUGCCUCCAUGAACACCCAAGGAACCCAGACCCUUACAAACCCAGGCGCAGGAGUGAAAGACUCAAGCCAGCAGACAGAUUGUGGAAUAGCAGUUUUAAAUAAGGAAAUCGUGCAGCUGUCCAACUACCUGAAGGAGGCCCUGCACCGUGAGCUGCUGCUCAAGCAGAAGAUGGUAAUUUUGCAGGAGCUUUUCUCCACGCUGCUGCAAGCAUCAGAAAAAUCCUGGCAGGGUCAGCUGAAUGAAGAUAAACUAAAGUGUAAACUAAGGGCGCUUGAAAAUCAGCUGCAGGCUUGCACCCAGAGUUACUCAAAGGAGUGUGUGAAGAAGAUCCUGAUAGAGAUGGAGGACCAGAAGCAGACCUACGAGCAGAAGGCAAAAGAGGCUCUUCAGAAGAUGCUGGAGGACAAACUCCAAACAGAGCAGCAGCUGCAAAACUCUCAGAGAAGCCUGGCAGCGACGAGAGAGGACCUUGCCUUCUGGAAGGAGCACUACACUACGCUCAAAGCCGAAAUGACCAAGGCGCACACCGAGCUGGAAAACAGCUUCCACGUUUUGCAAAGCGAACUGCAGCGAGCGGCCACGCAGAAGGAGCAGCUCCAGCAAGCUCUGCGCAGCCUGCAGAGUGAGCACACCACGCUCCGUCAGCAAGCCAGCACCCUGCGGGAGGACAACCACCUCAAGGCCGAGCACAUCAGCACCAUCGAAGAUAAAUUGCAAAAAGAACAAAAUCAGAAGGUAAUGCUAGAGGCAACAAUCAGCCACUUGCACGACUUGAUAGAGAACCAGAGGAAGGAACAGAAGACCCUGGAGGCUGCGGUGCAAAGGCAAGACCAGGUUUUCACCACGCAGACCCCACCUCUCACUCCUGCCAAGGAAAAAACAGACACUCUAUUAGAGCAGCCAGAGGAGGAGGGAGAAGAAAAUCUGACGGAUGAGAUGCAGAAAAGGACAUCCCAACUUACAGCAAAGGAGAACGAGGUACAUACGGACAUACAGGUAGCAGAAGCGAAAAUCCCCUGUCGCUGCAGCACCCAUGCGCAGGCGAAGCGCUGCAGCUGCUGCGGGAGUCCCGCCAGUCUCGGUGUGUACAAAAGCGAGGGGAUCCCUCCUGCUAACGGACCCUUGCUGUGCUUGCAGUGCGCAGAGCUGCGCUCCGAGCUGGAGGCCCUGAGCGAGGAGUACCGCUCCUGCCUGACCAGGCUGCGCCAGUGCCGGGAUGAGCUCAACCGCUUCCAGAGCAAGCAGGGAAAGAGACAGCACGGUCACUGGAUCCCUCUCCUGGUGGCAAUGAUAGCAAUGGCUAUAGCCACCUUCCUCGCAAGUUACAGACCAUGAAGUACCUUCUCAAUGACUGACUUCACUGCAGGAACUGACUUGUGCUUCACCAACAGAAACGUGCUCUCGCUGCAGCGCACACUCUGCUGUUUUGUAGUUACAUGUUUGGUUCAUGUCCUGACCUGGUCUCACUCCAGACAAACCCCUGCGGCUCCAAUAAAAGCUGGGAGAUCACCCCUUC
Molecule: messenger RNA, 2463 nt
Organism: Falco peregrinus (peregrine falcon)
Lineage: Eukaryota; Metazoa; Chordata; Aves; Falconiformes; Falconidae
Gene: TRAF3IP3
Product: TRAF3 interacting protein 3
Exons: 16
Coding region: 549-2282 (577 amino acids)
Source: RefSeq, a predicted model, not a curated record